Messenger RNA from Dalotia coriaria, 2985 nucleotides. Its product is annotated as PDZ and LIM domain protein Zasp-like. The transcript has 3 exons. The record is from RefSeq and is a predicted model, not a curated record. The coding region runs from base 1 to 2916 and encodes 971 amino acids. Lineage: Eukaryota; Metazoa; Arthropoda; Insecta; Coleoptera; Staphylinidae.
AUGGACGCUUGCGUUAAAAAAGUUGAAGUCGUCGAGAACGUUGUGUGGCCUCCCUAUCAAGAAGAUCUGAAUACAUUACCCACUGCAAGUCCUUUAUAUUUUCCUCCCUCGACGCACGUGCACGUCAAAACCUCAAACUCCCUACGAAAAUCAAAAUCUCUUGUGGCUGCUUGUGAAUUUUCUACUGAAGAUCAUCAAGAGGAACAGUUUCAGUCGGAUUGUGUAACGUCACAGACUGAGUCCGAAUCGGAUUAUCAAGAUUUGGAAGAUUAUUCUAAUUUUUUAAGGAGUAUGGAACCUAAAAUGUCUCUCACCUCAGCCGAGGUGUAUAAUAUUAACGGGAGAAGGAGUACAAUUGAAUGUGCACAGGCUUUGGCUGAUCACUUACAAACCGCCAUGUUGGUUGAUAGUGUGAUGAAAUCUCAAAGACCUAGAUCACCCCCACCUUUAUCUGCGGAUGCACCUUCAGCUGUUAAAAAGCCUCCACCUCCAAAACCUAAAAUGGAGUCUCCUAUUACCCCAGUGUGUCCUUUGAAGUGUCAGCAGAGUUGUUGCAAUGAAUGCCCGGAAUGUCCCAUGAAUAAACCAGCGGAGUUGCGAAGGUUGUCAGAAUUGGAGCGUUUUGAAGAAAUGCGAGCUAAGAUACAAAACAAUGUUGCUCAAGGUUGGGAAUCUCAAAUGGUCAGUGCCCUAAGAACAACUCCUGAUGUUCCGUUCUGUGCAAGUCCGGAUUUAUCUCAACUCCCGACUAGAAGUCCAAGAGGUCCCAUGGCUUCUGCUAUGACAAUUGCUCCUCCAAAACCAUUUCAACCUAUUCAAUCAGUUGUUCCUGUGUUUAAUACUAAACCGGUUCCAUUGCCUGAAGAAACUGUUCCGUAUUUACCUCCGGAAAGACCUUUGAUACCAGAAUUACAAAAACCUAAACCCCAAGAAAGGCGAGAAGAAGAACCAAGGGGUAGUCCAUUUGUUGAAGCUUUGAAAACAGCUCCUCAGAGACCUUUCUCACCGAUUGUUGGAACAGGCCAACCUCCAACUCCUAUCAGACCGAAGAAGAAGUCAGAUCCAUUUUUGAAAGAUCUUCCGAAACCUCAAGAGAAAUUGACUAUGUUAGCGGCAUUAACUACAGCUUCAGAUAGGACUUAUUCUCCUAUGACAGUUGAUUAUACAGGGGGUGAGAUGAGGGUAAUGACUUAUGAACAAAAACGUGAGGAAGAGGAAGCUAAGGAGUUGAAAGAACUUGAAGAAAAGAGGAGGUUCUCUAUUAAACAACCAAUUCCACAACCUUUUAUUGGUAGAAUGGUUGAAACCUUUGAAGGGGGUAAUCCAGGUCAAAAAACACCUGAUGCCAACUUCCCUCCAGUAUCUGUGGAGCUACAAGGAGCUUCUGAAUAUCAUGCUGAUUAUCAAGAAGUCAAGUCGGAAUUGAGCAGUCAGAUAACCCAACAACAAGACCGGGCUUUACAGAUGCAAAGGGAGGUUCAGCAAAUGCAAGCCCAAGUUCAAUCAAGCCAGAAAGUUUAUGAACAGCAUCAGACCUAUGAAGCUCAACAGACCUAUCAAUCACAACAAGAGUCCCAUGAAGGUCAUGUCUGUUGUAUUCAUCAAAAAGAAUGUCAACUUGCAAAGAAACGUGAAAUUGCUAAGCAAAAUGAAGAAGUCAUUUUGAAGAAACCUUUGACUCUUGCUCAGAGUUUACAUAAACAAGACCAGAUCCCUUCGUAUCAAUCAGCUCUUCAAUUUGAAGAACAAAUUCAACUUCCUCAUCAUAAGGAUAUCAAACAACUUCUAAAACCGGAAGAGCGUUCGAAAAUAGUUCCAAAUCCGAGACCUUUAUUGAGAGCUGACCCUCAUCAUAAUAUGGCAACACCUCCACCUAAGAUAAUAGCACCUGUCAGUGUGGUUACCCCAGGGGAACAUAGUCCCAAUCCAAGAGCAAGUUUCCAAACUGUGAACGAUAACUUCCAACCACCUUCAAGUGCUAUUUCUCAAAGAUUAGGUCAAUCUACUCCAAGUAAAAUGAACAAAACCCCAUCAGCAAUCCCAUACUAUCAACAGAAUUUGGUAGCAACACAGUUUUUGGCUCCAGAGAUCAAUGUGUUUGAUCCUAGUAGUCCUGCAAUGUCAAGGUCACCUAGUCCAUGCCCCGGUGCAAAACCUGAGAGGGAUAGACCUAAUUCUCCCUUUAGGAAACCACCAAGUAGACCAAAGUCCCCAGCUGCUGGACCACCUCCCAAUCCUCUAAAGAAACAUCAGGAUCCAGCUGGUUUAAUUAAAGAUGUGCAAGUUGAGAAGGCCAAGGACAAGGUCACUUCAUACAUCCCUCAUCAUCAAGAAAAGUAUCAAACCAUUCAAACCCGUGAGGGUGACUACUAUGAUCAAAGCAGAGUUGUAGACUACUCUCAGAACAGGUCCCAGAUCAAUGAACCUAACUUUCAACAGCAGACCCAACAGGCUCGUGCGUAUGAAGCAGAUGCUACUCAAAAGCACCACGUCCAUUUUGAGGGUAAUGCUAAAGUGUCUACCAAGGAACAAUCAGCAUCAGAACGUAAACAAGAAUUAAACAAAACCCAAGCUCAGUCCACACAAGUAUCCGCUGAUGGAAGGACUAAGGUCCAAAGAAAGAAAACCGUCGUUGAGGAGUUUGAGCAGUCCCACAAAGAGAAAUCAAUUGAAAUCCAAAAGACAUACCCUUUUGAAAGGGUCAACGCACCUAUUCCUAUCCAUGAAGAGCAGGGUAUGCAAGGUUUGCACGUUACCAAUCCAAAACAGAUCCAUUCUCCAUUUUUGGGUCAACCAAUACAAGGACCUCCUCCUAUGCCUAAGAACCCUAUCCCUGUAGCCCCAAAAUUCCUGAACCACCUCCCCCACCAACUUAUAAACCAGUUAAAGCUCCGGUACCGAGCAAGGUUCCUGUAAAACCAGUGCCACCGUUGUCGAGUGAUGUAUUACCCUCUGGUGGUGGUAGUGCUAAUCCCGUUCCCGAUC